Molecule: messenger RNA, 2933 nt
Organism: Branchiostoma floridae (Florida lancelet)
Lineage: Eukaryota; Metazoa; Chordata; Leptocardii; Amphioxiformes; Branchiostomatidae
Product: carboxypeptidase D-like
Exons: 10
Coding region: 213-1637 (474 amino acids)
Biological process (GO): proteolysis
Molecular function (GO): metallocarboxypeptidase activity; zinc ion binding
Source: RefSeq, a predicted model, not a curated record
GCACCACAAAUACAUCACGACUGGGGUGAACCAUGGACCGGGACCCGGAAGUGGAUGUGAUAGGGGGUCCCAAGGCCAAGGUUUGGGUGGAGAAACUUGGCAUCACCAAAAACUACCAGAUGAGCCGCUGACAGGAUGGUUGCUGCUGAUGUACUUACUGGGAAGAAUUUUAAUCUGGCAGUAGGAGAUCUCAGGGGGCCUGGCUGAAAACAAUGAUGUCCCAACCAAGGACGACUCCCAGCUUGCUGCUACUUCCUCUGUUGCUUUGGUUGCCAUGGUUACCACACAUUUUGGGGCAGAAUGUCCCGUUUGAGUACCAUGAGUACUCCCAGGUGACGCAGGUGCUGCGGGAGUUUCAUCAGAAUUACAGCGACAUCACACACCUGUACAGCAUUGGUCGAUCUGUUCAAGGAAGGGAAUUGUGGGUAAUUGCAAUCUCAGACAACCCCACAGUCCAUGAAGUCGGUGAGCCAGAGGUCCAGUAUGUGGGGAACAUACAUGGCAAUGAGGUGAUUGGUAAGGAAAUGCUGCUUCACCUGUUGGAGUACCUGACAGAUGGUUAUGGGAACAAUGACACCAUCAGCGGCUACCUGAACACCACCAGGGUCCACAUCCUCCCCGCCAUGAACCCUGACGGACUGCAAGGCAGCCUGGAGGGAGACUGCUAUAGCUCCAUCGGCAGGGAGAAUGCUCGGAGCUAUGACCUGAACCGAAACUUUCCUGACAAGUUUGAAGUGAACACACAACCCAUCCAGCCUGAAACAGAGGCCAUCAUGAACUGGACCAGGAACAUACCAUUCUCCCUGUCUGCCAUCUUCCAUGGUGGGGCGAUGGUGGCAAACUAUCCAUGGGACAACACACCUUAUGGACAGAGUGGCCCGUCGAUCUACAGUCGUUCCCCUGAUGAUGACAUCUACAGACACCUGGCCCUCACCUACUCCCAGAACCACGGCAACAUGCAUGAGGGCGAUGUCUGCUCGGGGGAUUUCUUUGAAGAUGGCAUCUCCAAUGGGGCAGACUGGUACCCAUUGAGAGGAGGAAUGCAGGACUGGGUGUACAUCCAUGGGGAUUGCCUGACGAUCACCCUGGAAGUUUCCUGCUGCAAGUAUCCAACUCAGGACAAACUGAGGGACCACUGGGUUUGGAAUAAGAAUUCUCUCAUAGAACUUCUUCUGCAGGUGCAUAGAGGUAUUAAGGGCCAAGUGUUCAUCAAUGGAACAGACACUCCAGUCUCUGGGGCCACUGUGACCAUAGGGGAUAGGGACAACUCCUUCCACACGACGUCUGCUGGCGAGUUCUGGAGGAUUCUCAUUCCUGGCCAGUACAGUGUGACGGUUUCCAAAGCUGGUUAUAGCAGUGAGACCAGGACAGUGACCGUACCUGGCAACCUGACGUUCAGUGCAGUGAUAGAGGACUUCUACUUGGUUGAGAACGGCACCAACUCAGCUCUGAAUGCUUCUGAGUCCACAACAGGGGAAUACACCACUGAGACCUCUCCUACAGCCACUGUGGGGAGGGAAGCAAGACACUUGGCGGGAAAUGGUUGCAGACUGCAAAUGGCGGAUUAUCUUGUAACUCUUCUAAAUGGUGCUUUGAUAAUGUUGAUAUGCAUAAAUCAUGUGCUGUACACUGAUUAAAUUCAAGGAGGCUUCUUCAUUGAUCAUGGUAUGAUCAUUGAUCAUCACUAGAGAUUGCUCAUUCUGGCAGUGAAUCUCAUCAAAUUUUGGUGCCAAAUGAACAUACAUUAUGUUGUAUGAAACAUACCUAUUACUUCUGGUGCAAUUUCUCCAAAAUUUCUUCCAGAUAACAAAUUCUUUGUAAUGGAUUGAAGUGAUUGUUGAUUCCAAAUGUUGUUGUAAUGGUACGAUUCAGAGUGACAAUCAGUGGUUUGACCAAUGAGAGAGUAGCUGCAUGUCUGUGGAAUAUCUGCAUUCUUAUACAUGUAUUUAUAUGCAAGUUUGUAGACUAGGUAAGCAUGAUACACUAUCGGUAAACACAUCUAUGUGUUCUUACCUCUCAUACCCAUGCAAGGCCUUUGUCAUGCAUGUUGCUUUUAUCUAAAAUCUCCAAAAACAUGGUAAGGUAUAACUCAAUCAUUGUGAAGUAUUGUUAUCACUCUCCAAAAUUGUCAAUGUGUCAGAAGGUAAAGUUUGUAUGAAGACAUUAAAAACAUCACGCAAACACAAGUUGUGAAACAAUCAGGGUCUUUCUCUUUGAAGUUGUGCUGUUGCAGUACUAUAGACAAUCAACAGGAGUCCUCUUAAUCACGGCAUUGAUGUGUGAGCUGUUCAGAACAGCUGCUUAGAAAGUGGCUUUAUAAAAUUCCUCUUAGUUUAGAUAUAGGAUAACUUAGAGUCAUUCAGAUCUAUGGGUGAAACUGGUUUCAUAGGAAAUGUGCAAUCGAUCCUGCAAUUCACAUAAAACCACAUGCUUGUAAGAUAUGUAUUUGUUACAUUUUCCAUCAUAUCAAGUAAACUCUCUAUUUCUACAGGUACACCAUCCUAGUCACCAGUACAUUCCUAGACCAUAUUGACAGCAUAAACUAUUCUUUCAACACACCACAUAUAUAUAUAGUUUAUUUAGAUAGUAAAUCCAUUUCAUUCUACAAAAGUCAUAUCAAUUUGAAGCAGUUGUGUUGAGGUAUUCCACUAUCCUUGGCUAUGAUCCAAAAGACCUCUGCAUCUGAUUGACAAGAAAAUACUGCUUUUUCAUUGUUGUAUGCACUGUGUAAAAACCCACUUCUGUUGAAGUGAAAAAGUCCUGAAUAUCAAGUUUGAAUGGUACUGCGUCUGCUACAGGAGUUGAUGCGGUAUGAAAGCUUCAAGUCACAGCUAAGCUGAUGGAGUCAUGGCAACUAUUAGAAGACAGCUUUUAUUGUGAGGCAAACUUCUCUCCCUUAGCGAUGGAACCCUUGAGUUCAUCCAUGGCAUCUG